Paramormyrops kingsleyae is the source of this 3184-nucleotide messenger RNA. RefSeq lists its product as uncharacterized. The record is from RefSeq and is a predicted model, not a curated record. NCBI's taxonomy places the organism in Eukaryota, Metazoa, Chordata, Actinopteri, Osteoglossiformes, Mormyridae. Gene Ontology annotation, biological process: protein polyubiquitination; proteasome-mediated ubiquitin-dependent protein catabolic process. Gene Ontology annotation, molecular function: ubiquitin protein ligase activity; protein binding.
CCUGGGAAUGGUUAGCAUUUAGGUUAAAAUAUCAGUAUAUAACAUGCUUUUCAUUUCUAAUUAAACUGUUCUUAAAUUUAUGUACUGACGGAUUAAAGUUGAUUAAAUUACCAGGAGUGAAAGUAGGAUGGAAAUACAGUGUAGGAUAGAGGAUCUGUGUCUAGGGAACCGGAGUUGGCGUGAUGGUCUCCUAGCAACAAAAGAAAUGCCAACAAGCUGAGACAAACACUCAGCUGGGGCAGUCGAGGAUGGACGAGAGGAUGGAAAGGAGGGCUGCGUAAAGGGAAAAAGAGAGAGGGGAGAAGUGUAAAGUAGUCUGAGGUGGGACUGGUGUGGAAUGCCUGUGCACAGUGAUUUAAAGUAAACGUCUGAGGUCAUCAGGAAAAGAAAACUAAACUAAACUAAAAGCAUCCAUCAUGAUGUUCGUAGGGUCAAACAUGAACAGCAAGUCAUCCCUUGGAAAGCAUAAUUCCUCCCCAGUUCCUCUGCAUAGUGAGUCAGAUGAUGGUCCAGCUGAGUCCAGUGAGGAUUCUGAAGCUCUGCCAAUGGAAACCCUUCCUUGCUGGGCCAAUCAAGCCCUGUGUAGAUUGACAGAGGGUGAGAGGGAGCUACAGCGCCUGAGAGACUAUCAGGCUAAGGAGCUGGAGGUUGUGAACCAAGCCCUGGAGCGCGCCAUUUUGGGAGUACAGACGGAGGAGCGCAUCCUGCUGGAGCGGGUGGCUCAGGACCACCGAGAUGUCCAGAGACGCCUGGAACAGCUGCAGAGAGAAAAUGCAGCAGCGGCUCGAGUAGGCCUCUCUUUAGUUGAUGAGCGGCUUCGGCAACUGGUGUACUUGAAAACGGAGGUGAAGGACUGGCCGGGCGAUCAGUGUGUGUCUCACCAGAAUCAGCUGCUGAAAGGUGUUUCUGAGCUGCUUCAGCCCUGGGAGAUAACCCUCUCCCUGAAGCGGGUACAUUUUCGACCCAGUUCUCAACAUAAGCCUAUCACUUUCGGAGACGUUCAAGUCCACCAGCAUGACCUCGGCUUCACCGUCGGGGCUUGUGUACUGCAGGGCCAGCCGUGUUCCCUCCACACAGACGUAGUUCAGGAGGAAGUCCCAGACGGGGCAGAGCAGACUAUGUCUAACAAGCCAGAAGCAGGACAUGGUCCAACAGUGACACAGAUGAUGGGUGAGUGUGUGGUCAGAAAUAUUUGUCUGUGUCCCAGGAAUGAAGAUGUGGAAGAUGAGAUGCAGACCUCUCCAAGGGCAAGAUGUUGGCCGCCAUUGCAGAGUCCUUCCCUUAAGGAACCAUCGCAGCAAGAUGAUGUGGAAGACAGCAAUGAAACUGCCCCUGCUUCCCAAAAUAUGGAAUUAGAUUAUGUGGGACCGGGGGAUAAUGAAAAUGAAGACGACAGGUUGACAAAUGGUCCAAGAAAUCUGAAAAAUCGAAACCUGCUUUCCAGUUGCCAGCAUCCCACCAGUCCAAAAGUGGCUAUGCUGGAGCACCAUAAAACUGUAGACCAAGAUGUACUGAGACAAGACUCAGAGAGAAGAUUUUCAAACUGCAGCCAUAACAGAAAAACAUCCCCUAAGGCAAACAAUCAUGCACUAGCAAGCAGUCAGAGUUGCCUUUGUUUGUCAUCCAAAGGCUACCCAUGCUCAUGCUCCUCAGAUGACCAUCUUCUCAGAAUGUCUGGUGAAAUGAAGAGGACUUCUUCCCCAACGGAUAGUUUGGACUCUUGCUACACCUUCAUCGUUAGUUCCCCUCGUGAUUACAGCUGCUCCCUGUUCCGUGACCCACGCAUCUCCAAAUCCACAGCGGACCUUUCUGGAGGGCACCGGCCAAAGAUCAAUGCAAGAAAGGAGACACUGCCGCAGGGUCAGAGGGCUAAGGGGAACUUCUUGGGGCAGAAGCAUCAGAGCUCUGUGCCUGGAAGAGUCUCUACUGGCAGAGGUGCCAGAGAGCAGAGCUGGCAGAGGUUAUUGCAGAAUACUAAAAGUGGUGCUGGCCAAGUAACCAGAUCUGUCUCCAUGUCAGUCAUAGAAGGGCCCUUCCCCAGUGACCCCACAGAGGAUCAGAUGGAAGAUGGAGAGAAGGCCUCGCAGAAAAGAGCAGAGCCCGACAUAGUCAAGGAGGAUGAAGAUCCAUGCCCUCUAAAGGCAGUGCGGCUGGUCAGACAGUUUGGGAAGCAGGGUUCAGGUAGGGCUGAUUUUACUCUCCCUAGUGGGGUUCAUGCCACACCCCAGGGUCAGCUGUUUGUGGUGGACUGUGGAAACGCUCGCGUGCAGGUGACCGACACCCGAGGUAAUGUCCUCCAGCAGGUUUCCACCGAGCACAUGGAGAAUUCCAAUCGCCGCUGUCAAAACUACUUCGACAUUGCUGUGAGUGUUAAGGGUCUCAUCGCGCUGAGCUGCGCAGCCCGGAGAGCCCUGCUGAUCUUUAACAGACAUGGGCGCCACUUGCAAACCAUUGGGGGAAUGGGAGCUAGGGAUGAGCUGGAGGCACCCAGGGGAGUGGCUGUCAACAGCGAGGAUGACUUUCUUGUGGCGGACAUUCGACGGGGCACUCUGACUGUCUUGAGGCUAAACCCGAAGACCGGUACCAAGCUGGAAUGCAUGACAGUCCCAGGUUUCCAUAGACCCUACCUGGUAGCAGCCUGUCCAAACACAAGGCUCGUGGCUGUGUCAGAGAGGGGGAGUGAAACAGGGCAAGCGCCUUGCGUCAAAGUCCUGGAUGAUAGCUGGUGUGUCAUACGUGUUCUGGGUGUGUGCUUGGGUGUGGGACCCCUCCUUUCAUGUCCUUGGGGCAUAUGCAUCGAUAAGGAUGGAGAUGUGUUGGUGGCAGACUGGGGCAAGGAGCACCAAGUGCUUAUAUACCCUGCCAAGGGUAUAGGUCAGGCUUUGGUGAGCCAAGGCCUGAGAAGCCCCCGUGGCCUAACCUUGCUGCCUCAAGGUGACCUUGUGGUGUCAGACAGCAUGCACCACUGCAUCAAGAUCUUCCAGUACAAAUAAUAUCAUUAUGCUCUGAAAAUUAAGACAUUCUAAAGUCAAUGGUACUACGUAAUCCAUUUAAGAUGUUUUUUUCCCAGAAUAUAAUCUGCACCAUAGUCCAGGACUAUUUGAUUCUUAUAACUGUGCUGUUUCCAGAAAUUUACUUGUACUUAUUUGAAUAAUGCUAUCCAGAAAGCAUCUGAUUAUUACAA